Messenger RNA from Physcomitrium patens, 2527 nucleotides. RefSeq names its product protein EFFECTOR OF TRANSCRIPTION 2. Gene Ontology annotation, biological process: regulation of DNA-templated transcription. The record is from RefSeq and is a predicted model, not a curated record. Lineage: Eukaryota; Viridiplantae; Streptophyta; Bryopsida; Funariales; Funariaceae. Gene Ontology annotation, molecular function: DNA binding.
UUCAUGUUUCCUGGUUUCUUCCUUUGCUUUCCUGGUGCUUUUUCCUGAUUCAUUGCAAGGUCGGCUCCUGCCCUUUGGCUUGUUUGGAAGAGCUCCUCACCAUGAUGGCUAAUAAUGGCUAAGGAUUGCUGGAGGGUCAUAAAUGCGGGAGAGAGAGAGACAGAGAAACGAUUGCAUUCUGGUUUUCGCAUCCAGCGGGCCAUUGUGUUUGUUGCAGGUGCUAUCAUUCACUUGUGGGGGUGAGGAGUAGUUUCCAACAGCGUCCCUCCAGACUCCAGCUGUGGACUUGCUCGGGUGCAGUUUACUGAACGGGGAUGAUUUGGUGCUUUGGCAGGUAGUUUCCGGUAUGUCAGUGUCGAGUAUUGCCAAGAGUACACCGCCAUUGUUCCCCGAUUGGUGAGCUGUUUUCUCAAUCUUCUCGGUGGAAGACUUGCAGGAUUCUGUUGCAGUGAAGAAAGAUAGGGCUCGUCGCAGGUCUUGGUGGUAUCGGCAAUGGUGGGAAAGUAGGGACUGGAAUUUUGUCACAAUUGAGCAAGAGACUCGCGGGCGAGUUCCUGGGCCUUCUCUCUCUCGCAUUUCUUGCUUGUGGGUACCGCCACUGGCACCUGCUUUGAAGAGUAUGUGUGGAUGCUGCAGUGUCAAGAGGCUAGAUCUGAUGAAGAGGAUUCUUCAUUGGAAAGUGAUCAUUAAGAGGAGCUGACACUCGGAGAUUCUUUUCAGAGGCAGAUGCAGAGACACUGCAAGGCAACAGCCACGGGCUUUUGUUGCAGGAAUUUUUCAAGAACUUAGCUACUCUAUUCGUGACAAGAGCGAGAUAAGAUAGCUGCAGACAAAAUCUUUGAGUGCCGGGUGGCUUGGAGGUGCCCAGGAAGGCUUGCAUUGCCUGCCCCUCACCAAUUGUUUAGAAUGUGAAUUGAAACUUUGAUAUAAGAGAGCUGGAGAACUACUCUGCGAGUAAUGGGGUUUAUGUUCAAUGGCUGCACCUCUGAUGACUUGCUGAUGCAGCAGAGGAUUGGAUGGGUGGGUGCAAAUGCACGUUUGAGGCGAGAGGACUGCGAAUUUGUCAAACAUGACAAGCUCUUCUCCAAAUGGAAGAUUCUAAUAGGUCCUUCAGAUUGGAGCGAUUAUGCGACAGGAAAGAUCGGGAUAGAGAGGUGUCAGGUUCAAAACCUUCCAGACUUCAAUUUGGGACCGGGGGUUUAUGAGCUGGGAGUGACAGCUCCGUCAUGGGUGCCAACUCUGCACAGUAAGAGGCCGCGGUCUUUGAGGAGAGAGGAUGUGAUUGCUGUCUAUGUUGGCCAAGCAGUAAACAUCCGACAACGUCUGCACAAGUAUGGGCAGACAGGUGCACAUCUCGAAGGCUCACGAUCAUUUGCGACAUCGUGUCAAGGAGAUGAUGGCUCUGUCUCUGGCGGGAGCAGCACCCCCCGAACAUGGAAUGGAGGUGGAGAUGCCGCGAAAGUUGCUGCUGAGAUAGGGCCGCGCCUUUUCUCGGAGGCCUUUGCCCUGGGCAGCUCCAUUGCUUUUCGGUGGGCACAUACAGACAGCAAGGUGGUAGCCGAGCAAGUGGAAUCUGAGCUUCUGGCAGUUUUUGACUACGCUUGGAACAAAGGCAUUAACGGCACCCGCCGCUCCCGAGAUAUUCUUGCCAAGCUUUUCAUGGCGUGGCCAACAAACAAUCCUUCCCUAUGCAACCAUUCUGUGUUCUCUGGAAGAAGAGGGAUGAUCUGUUUUGGUCCCAACGCGGUAGGCAUUAAGGUGGCUUUGCGAAAGCCUCAGGAGUCCAACAAAAGCGUCAUGGGAAAUAUGGGAAACCUCUGCUUCCUCACGACAAUGCAACCUCAAGGUCCUGUUAAUACGCGCACCACUCAAGGUGGUUCACUUAAGGUGCCUAGGUGUAAUGUUGUUACAAACAAUGGAUUGCCUUGCAAUGCCCCUUCCCUUGGAGGUCAUAGACGGUGCCCACAGCACAAAGGACUGCGACUGAGAGAAAACAGUUAUCCUCUCAGGAAGCCUGUUGAGGUUGUCAGUGCAGGACGGAGCUGCUUAUCAAACACCUUCCUUCGCCGUCAAACUAGUCCAAUUAUCAAGACCAUCAAGGAGCAUCGCAACGCGGUAUCGGCCAAGGAAGAAACUUCAGGUGAGAGAAAGCGGCCACCGAGCCUGUCUUUCAAUACUUGGAUGAAAGUAGAAACCGAGCGCAUUCACGACAGUCUGGAGUACGCUCCGCUGCCUGUGGAUAGUGGGAUGAGGAGGUAGAACAAAAUGUGAUUCCUAAGUUCCGUGUAUAUUUGUAGGAUAUAACUGGGUACACAACAUACACAGGGAGUGAUGAGAAAGAGUUUUCUCUUCACUUGGGAACUCCUUGAUCUCUAAAGUGAGGAAAUCCUGCAGUCACGAAAAUUCUUCCUCUUUUUGAUACGAUCAGGCUUAAGGGAGCUAUUUUUAGAACGUAUUAAUUAAUACGAACCAUACGAUUUUAUGAAUUGAAUCUUCAAUAAGAUUUGCUGGUUUUCUUUUGUCAGCA